This is a messenger RNA of Plectropomus leopardus (leopard coralgrouper), 2724 nucleotides long. RefSeq names its product toll-like receptor 1. Gene Ontology annotation, biological process: inflammatory response; immune response; toll-like receptor signaling pathway. Lineage: Eukaryota; Metazoa; Chordata; Actinopteri; Perciformes; Serranidae. The record is from RefSeq and is a predicted model, not a curated record. Gene Ontology annotation, cellular component: plasma membrane. Gene Ontology annotation, molecular function: transmembrane signaling receptor activity; protein binding.
GUUCCGACCUGAGAUCAUCACACUCUGACUUUUGAAAACCGAUGCUUCCAAAGCUAUGUCCACGCAAAGCACAAGUGUGGCUUUUCUAAUUGGGACCAUUGUCAUCGUGUCCCUGAUGAAACCUGACUGCGUGGCUAUAACAAAAGAUGAAAGUGGAUUUAAACUCUGCGUCACAUUGAGGCGAGGGAUGAAAGACCUCUCCCAUCAGAAUCUAACUAGCGUUCCCUCAAAUCUUCCCAAUGAGACUCAAUUUUUGGAUCUUUCUUACAACUCCAUCCGAAGACUGAACGGAGCUCCGUUUUCUCCACUAUCCCAACUCUGCUUUCUGAAGGUAACUCACUGUGGCCUGCAAGAGAUUUCUCCCACCGUGUUCAGUCACACACCAGCACUCAAAGUUCUCAACAUAUCUUACAAUCAGUUACCUGUUGUCCCGGACAUUUCGUUGAGAUGGCUAAAAAUCCUUGAUCUGUCUAACAAUCUGUACAACAGCUAUCGACUUCCGGCAUCAUUUCAGGGGCUAAUAAAUCUGGAUGUGCUGUCUUUAGGUAGCACAGCUGCUUUGUCAGUCAACUAUUAUGACUUUAAUCCAUUGACAAAAAUUUCUCUGCAUCAUCUAAUGUUGGGGGCAGGAAUUCAUUGGCAGAAGUAUGAUUCUGGAGCUCUUGCCAAACUGAAAUCUCUUCAAAGUGUUUCAAUCUUUGCAUCUUUUUGUGGGGAUAUUGGCAUGUUUGAGAACGUCCUUGUGGACCUGAAUGUGACAAGAGCAACGUCAUUGAGAUUCAUCACUCUUUUUCCAGACAACUGCAGUGAGACCGUCAACCUUUUUAAGAACUUGAGAACAAUGCCAUUUGUAAAGAAUCUAACCAUUGAAAACACUUUGACCAACAGCUCAUUUAUGGAGGUGUUUCUGAAAAACGUGUGGCUCUCCUACAUUUAUGACCUCUCAUUUGUCAACAUUACUUAUAAUGAAGACACACCAGAUGGAUUUCAGUUUCGCACCAUCAAUCAUACAAUCAACCUUAGCUCAAUCACCUUCAAUGGAGUGAAUCACUAUCAGUACAGAUACCCAACAAUCAACAUGAGCGUGAAGGCGGCCUCAAAUCUGACCUAUCUCAAGUUCUCUGGGACUGGAAUGAACAUUUUACCUUGCAACCUCUUAUCUGCCCUGCCCUCGCUGGAGACACUGGAUCUGUCAGAUAACCUCUUAACGGAUUCGGGCUUCUGGUGGUUUCAUUGCUCGUACACCUCUGUCUUUCCCAAACUCAAGAGACUGUCUUUAAGCAAGAACCGUUUCAUCAGUCUUUCCUUCAUCUCUGGGAAGACGCAUCAGAUGAAGACGUUAGAGUCUCUGGACCUCAGCUUCAACUCCAUCUCCCUCGACAGGGAUUGCUCUUGGCCUGCUCAGCUGACCGAGCUCAGCCUGGGAAACAACAACUUGGGCAACAGAGUCUUUAACUUCCUGUCAGUACAUUUUGAGAGGAUUGACUUGUCAAAGACGGGUAUAACAGCAAUAACACAUGAGGAUGUGUCCUGGUUUCCCAAGCUGACACACCUGGACCUCAGCUCCAACAGUAUCCAGGUUAUGCCUGCUGAUCUCAGUGCCCCAGCCCUGCUCAGUCUCUACAUUGACCAUAAUGCUAUCACAACUAUAUCCAGGGAGGUCUUGGUGGGACUUCCCAGGCUUCAGACCCUAAAAGCUGGAAGCAAUCCUUUCGUCUGCUCUUGUGACUCCUAUUGGUUCAUCACUGUUCUCAACAAGUCUUUGCUUCUGGACUGGCCCUUAGAUUAUACCUGCAGCACCCCGCCAUCUCUUGCAGGCCUGCAACUCUCAGAGUACAAAACCAGUGAGCUGUCAUGUGAGAUGUGGCUUCAAGCUACAGUUGCUGUUCCUGUACUAAUAAUUACAUGUGCAGCCUUAGGUCUGGUUUUCUAUAAAUGUGAUGGAGUGUGGUACACAAAGAUGUUAUGGGUAUGGAUCAGGGUGAAAAGGAGGGGCAAGAAACGCUCCAACAUGUUGAAGAAAGUAUCAUUUGAUUAUCAUGCAUUCAUCUCCUACAGUCAUCAGGACGCUGACUGGGUGGACAGCCAACUGGUGCCUUCUCUGGAAGCUGCCGGGUGUUCACUCUGUGUUCACGAGCGUGACUUUGUCCCUGGUGAGUGGAUCAUAGACAACAUCAUCAACUGCGUUGAGUCCAGCUACAAGACCCUGUUCAUCCUAUCUAAACAUUUUGUUCAGAGUGAAUGGUGCAACUAUGAACUCUUCUUUGCCCAGCACAGAGCAAUCAGUGUCCAGCAGGACUCUUUAGCCUUCAUAUUACUGGAACCUAUUCCAACUGACUCUCUGCCCAAGAAGUUCUUAAGACUUAGGGGUUUACUGAGACAGCAGACAUACUUGGAAUGGCCCAAGGAUGAGUGCAAACAGCAAUUUUUCUGGACAAGUCUUAAAUCCAUGUUGCAUAUGGCAGACAAAUCUGUGGUUCUGAAGGAUGUGGCUUUGGCCAUUGCAGAUACAGUACCUCUACUUACAGAUCAUGUGUAAGAGCUCAACGGAUAGGUUCUCAUUUUGCAAAUCUACUUGACAAAGAGUUAUUAGUUGCUGUUGUUCAUACUACAUCUGCACUGGCUCUGAACAGAACUCUAAUUCAAUAGACUGAAUCACCAUGAUAUGGCACCAACAACAACAACCUCUUCCAGGCAGACAACUGGCAGUUGAUGUCAAUAUUG